This is a messenger RNA of Acanthisitta chloris (rifleman), 910 nucleotides long. Its product is annotated as ryanodine receptor 2-like. Gene Ontology annotation, molecular function: ryanodine-sensitive calcium-release channel activity. Gene Ontology annotation, biological process: calcium ion transport. NCBI's taxonomy places the organism in Eukaryota, Metazoa, Chordata, Aves, Passeriformes, Acanthisittidae. The coding region runs from base 103 to 357 and encodes 84 amino acids. The transcript has 4 exons. Gene Ontology annotation, cellular component: Z disc; sarcolemma; smooth endoplasmic reticulum. The record is from RefSeq and is a predicted model, not a curated record.
UUCUUUUCUUGAAGAUUAACUAUCAUUUUAACUUAAACCUUAGGUUUAAUUAUUGAUGCUUUUGGUGAGUUAAGAGAUCAGCAAGAGCAAGUAAAGGAAGACAUGGAGACAAAGUGCUUUAUCUGUGGAAUAGGAAAUGACUACUUUGAUACAGUGCCCCAUGGCUUUGAAACACACACACUACAGGAGCACAACUUGGCCAAUUAUUUGUUUUUUCUGAUGUAUCUUAUUAACAAAGAUGAAACAGAGCAUACAGGACAGGAAUCCUAUGUAUGGAAAAUGUAUCAAGAACGGUGCUGGGAGUUUUUCCCUGCUGGUGAUUGCUUCCGAAAACAAUAUGAAGACCAGCUCAACUAAGCAGAGAUGAGGAUUUCUGGACAAAAAUGUCCAUGUAUUUCCCAGCUCUUUUGGGAAUGUCUAACAGAUUUCUUAAAUCCCCAAAGCUGUGUGCUUUUUGGAGCACCAAAGCUCUGUUUUUAAUGAUCCAACUGCUCUUUUAUUUUCUUGUGUAUUUGCUUUGAGAACACUGGAGUAAAGAACAAUGAAAAAUUACAGCAACUCUGGAAAUGAACCAACCACUUGCACACACAAAAGAUGUCCCUAUACAUAACAUGCACACACAAGAAGAGACUUGAGACAGCUUAUUUCUGAAACUGCCAGAUGAUGCCCUUGUUUGUAAGAUCACAUAUGGGGUGACAUGGUAGCAACACUCAUUCAGUCUGUUUAUUUCAUCAUCCUGGAAGGAACUAUAUGUAGUUCACAGAGCACUGUAAAAGAUUGUUGUGGACACUAAGUUGUGGGAAAUAGUGCCUUACUAUAUGUGGGUUGAGCUAUGCAGAAGAUGAGUGCAUGAUGACAUCAUAUUUUUUUUCCUUUAUGUCUUCCCUUUCUUCCAAGUUAAUAUUUAUUU